Brugia pahangi is the source of this 408-nucleotide messenger RNA. NCBI's taxonomy places the organism in Eukaryota, Metazoa, Nematoda, Chromadorea, Rhabditida, Onchocercidae. The record is from the annotation of a GenBank genome assembly.
AUGGCUGCGACAACAUCAACUGGUUUAAUAAGUGGUAAUAUUGGACAGUCAUCAUAUCGUAUUUCACGUGUGGUACAUCUUCGAAAUAUACCAUCCGAUAUGACUGAUUUAGAAUUAAUUCAUUUUUGUAUGCCUUAUGGAAAGCUUAUUAAUUAUUUAUUACUUAAAGGAAGAAAUCAGGCAUUUGUGGAAUAUGAAGAUGAACGAAGUGCCCAAACUUUAGUUACAGUAAAUAUAGCAUGUCCAGUAGCUAUCCGUGACAGGACAAUAUUUUGUCAGUUUUCCACUCAUCAAGAAUUGAAAACCAAUCGUCGUCUUCGUGCUGAUAGCAAUUGUUCUAAUCUUAUCAUUGAUCAAGAUGAUAAUGAGGUUUGUUUACAUCUAAAUGCAUUUCUUUUUUGCUCCUAA